AUGGAGAUAAUGCUGUUCAUGAUGUUCCUGUUCUCAGUGACAAGAGAUCAUAACCAUUCCUACGUUUGGAGAAUAUCAGGAAUCGAGAUUUCAAAGUAUAUGAAAUAUGACGGAACUAAAACACAAAUAACAGGUGGAAAGUAUUUUUUGCUUUUUAAAGUUAUCCACGAUAAACUAAGGUUUAGUUAUCGUGUAGUGCAUCCGAUUGCUAAUCAUAUAGGGUAUGUAAAACUUAACGAUACGUGGACCGGAGUUAUAGGACAAGUUAUAAAUCAGGAAGCAGAUAUCGCUUUUGUACCAACGGGGAUCACUUACGAUCUCUUUUCUGCGAUGCGGUUUUCGUCCACACUUAGAUUUUCUGAGCACGUUUUUAUCAUUACAGUUCCAGAUAAGGUUUCUGAUUGGAAUUCUUUAAUGAAGCCUUUUUCCUUGGACGUAUGGAUCGCUGUAUUUUCAACUGUAUUAAUACUUGGACUGUCUCUGCAUAUAAUUGUUAAAAAGGACUUAAUCGUUGCGAAGAAUAAGAAACUUUGGACACGUUGUCGUAUUUUUUGGGAUUUAUUUUGCACAUUAUUUGGUCAAGGAUUUGAUAUACAGAAUAUAGAAAGCUUUGCAUCCAGAUUUAUAAUAGGAAUUUGGUGGUUAUCGAUUAUUGUCUUACUAUAUGCUUACAGCGGAACGUUAAUGUCUUUUAUGGCAUGUCCUAUAACUGAGUCGUAUCCUAAAGAUUUUCACGAACUUGCUACUUUUGUUCGUAACGGUGAGUAUUCAUGCGGAUCAAACGAAGGACUGAGCGUAUGGAAAGGUAUCAAAGAAUCGAAGUCAAAAGAUACCAAAAUUUUACGAGAAAACAUAUUGUCAGAUAAUAACUUGAUGACUGUUCCACAAGCAAUCAAGAAAGUACAGAGUGAACGAUUUGCAUACAUAGUUUCUCAAUAUGUGAUAAAUCAGUACAUCAGUAAAUUAAAAAAAAAUAAAUAUAUAAUGUCCACAGAUUCUCUAUAUACAUUUAUCAUUGCUUUUCCAAUUUGUAGAAAUUUUUUUUUCAAGAAAGCUAUAAGCAACACGUAA
Molecule: messenger RNA, 1071 nt
Organism: Centruroides sculpturatus (bark scorpion)
Lineage: Eukaryota; Metazoa; Arthropoda; Arachnida; Scorpiones; Buthidae
Product: probable glutamate receptor
Exons: 8
Coding region: 1-1071 (356 amino acids)
Cellular component (GO): membrane
Molecular function (GO): glutamate-gated receptor activity
Source: RefSeq, a predicted model, not a curated record